Molecule: messenger RNA, 966 nt
Organism: Syzygium oleosum
Lineage: Eukaryota; Viridiplantae; Streptophyta; Magnoliopsida; Myrtales; Myrtaceae
Product: LEAF RUST 10 DISEASE-RESISTANCE LOCUS RECEPTOR-LIKE PROTEIN KINASE-like 1.2
Exons: 1
Coding region: 1-966 (321 amino acids)
Molecular function (GO): polysaccharide binding
Source: RefSeq, a predicted model, not a curated record
AUGCCAAACCGCCACCAUCUCUGCACUCCCUCUCCUUCCAUCUCGCUCUUCCUCUUCAUCUUCUUCUUCUCCGUGAGCUUCCAUGGCGUCCGCUCCGCUUUCUCGACCAUUUGCGACCCUGCCGCAUCAUUGUUCCUAUGCGGCAACGUCACUGUCCGAUAUCCAUUCUGGAAUGACAGCGACACCCCCGUGCACUGCGGCUACCCAGGCCUCGGCCUCGAAUGCCCGUAUGGCUAUCAUUACCCGAUCCUCAAUCUUCCGGGCGACGCCUACUUCGUCACCGACAUCAACUACAACGACGAAACCCUGACUCUCGUCGACAUCGACGUCACCGACGUAGCCGGCCAGGGAUGCCCCAGGGCCCGCCACAACCUCACGAUCGGCUCGCUCCCGCUCGGUUACAACUCCGCCGACGUCAAUCUCACCUUUUUCUUCAACUGUAACACUUCUCUGGGGAUGCCCAUCGACACUGUGGCCAUCGAUUGCUUGCUAUCCGGUGAUAAGCGGUCGUACGUGUUCGUGAACAUGAGCCGGGAGGAAGAGGCGGCGUUCGAUGAGGUGUGGGACUGCGAGGAGAUGGUGGUGGCGGCGGUGAAGGGGACGGAGGUGACGGCGGCAAACGUGGUGGAGCGGUUCGCCGGGGCGAUGAGCCAGGGGUUCGUGCUCGACUGGGAGGCGGCGAAGGAGUGCGGCACGUGCGAGCACUCCGGCGGGCGAUGCGCGUUCAACCAGACCAAGCAGGUGCAGUGCUUCUGCAACGACGAGUCGAUUCACGCGGACGGUUCGGCAUGCAAAGGUAAGAACGAGGUUUGUGUCUGUCAGUUUUCUUUGCCAUUGUUCGUAAGUGGUUUCUGCAUUUUGUUCGCCAAUCGCCAUGCUUACUUUUUCAAUGCUUGUCACUUCUUAGUUGCGUGUGAUUUGAUUUCUGCCAUAUGUUUUGAUGUUGCCGCAGCCGUUAGAAUAUAG